AUUCUUUUUGUCAUUAUUAUUAUUACUGGCACUGCCGCGCACCGCGUCUGCCCCCACCCGUUGGCCGGCGCUGCGCAGCGAUCGACCAUUACAGCGUCGACCGCCUCAAAGAUGAAGUGGGAGCCUUUCAAGGGUUCCGGUGCCAUCCCUGCCGGCUCGGUUUUCUCCUCGCCCGGCGCUGCGCAGCGAUCGAUCGUUCCGGCGCCGGCCGCCUCAAAGAUGAAGUGGGAGUCGUCCAAGGGUUCCGGCGUCGCCCCUGACCGCUCAGGAUACGUUCGGCUGGAGCUCCCGUGCCCCAAGAGCUGUCUCGUGGUCGCUUCGGCCGAUCCUGAGCCGUGGACCACCAUGGACGAUCUCGUGUCCGGGCUCAAAGCCCUGGAGUCGCGGCUCGGAUAUAAUUCUCCACCGGUGCCUCUCAAGCAACCCCCCGAAUGGGUGUCUCCUCGACAAAAGGCAAUGAAUGCGAGAGACAAAACGAGGCUGGGAGGGAGCAUGGUGGCUGGCUGGAGGAUCUCCUGCCCGGAUUUUGAUUUCAGUGAUUCUGAAGAGUCUGACGAUGAUUUAACAAUCGGAAGGACUACAUGUCUUUUGGACAAAGAAGACCUUGACAAAAGCAUCCUUUUUAUGCUUGAGCAGGAAAACCAGCUAAGAGUUAAGGAGGAACUUAGGUGCAAGUUGGCUAAAUUGGAGGUGGCACAGAGAAAUGAAAUGAACAGAUUUGCUUCUGCCAUUUCUCAGAUUGACAAAUAUGUAGAAGAUAGGCAAGAGAUGGAUAGAAGAUUUGAUCAGCAAUAUCGACGAAAGAUUGCUGAAGUAGUUGAUAGCCACUUGUCGGCUGUCCGAAGGGAUCAUGAAAAAAGAUCCCAAAUUGAAGAACGGAGAAUAAGAGAUGAUGCGGCUCUUGAAGAAGCCAAAAAGAAGGCCAUUCUUGAGGAAAAGCUGCGCCAAGAAAAAGCCAAAGCAGAAGCAGAGGCUAAACUCAGGGCUGCAAAAUUGGCUGAAGAAGCAGAAAGAGUAGCCCUGGAAGCUGCUCAAAGAGCAGCCGCAGAAGCUGCUGAAAGUAAAGCUGCUGCUUCUGAAGAUACAAAAAAGAAAUCUAUGGACCAUAAUGAAGAAGAAACAAAGGAAAGAGGUUCAGGCUCAGAAGUGCCAAAAGAGGUGCAGCUGACUACUGGUUGUCCUACGCCAAAAGUUUUGGCUGUUGAUGCUGCAUUGAGAGCAGAGGCUAGCAGACAAAAGAUAUACAAUGAAGUAGCUGAGAAGUCCAAUCUUAUUGCUUCUAAGGAAUUUGAUAGAUGUGGGAGGCAGAUCUAUAAAAACCUAAAGCAGAUAACCGGAACUGUGGAGAACGUCAGAGCAAAAACACAUGCACUCAUAGACCUUCUAAACAAUCCAGUCUGCCCCAGUUCCAUCUCUGUAUUUCUGUUUGCAAAGAAGGUGGUCUCCCUGUGUGAAGACCCAACAGGAACUUUUGACAGUACAGCAUUUGCUUGUGGCCAGGUCAUUCUUCUGGUUUCAUCACAGGUUCCAGCUGUUAUGGAUUUUGUGCUGGCUGAGUUCCAUAAAAGUUGCAUCUAUACGGUUCCAAAGUAUCUGCAGCCUUCAGAUCAAACAUUACAAACUAAGGAUUACUGGAAGAUGGUUGGUUAUCAUGAAGUAGAUGGAAAGAUUGAAAGCUCUGAGAAUUACCUGAAUCGAGUUCAGUCUUACAUGAAACUUUAUGCUGCCAUAGUCCAGACAGAGAUCGAAGGUGUCAGGAAUCCUCAUGGCUUAGCAGAAGGAUGGGCAUGGCUUGCCCGGUUUCUGAAUGCUUUGCCUGCCAACAGAUCCACCGCAUAUGCUUUGGAAGCCUUCUUGAAGAUGGCAGGAUUUGCAUUGCACAGGAGAUACAAGUCUCAGUUCAAGAAGGUGCUCAAUGCCAUUUCCCGCAGCUUUCUGCCUGCGCUCAGGGAAAGAGGGGAUCGAAAGUUGAAUGAGAUCAUCAAAAGACUGGAGCAGUACUUGGAAGAUCAAGUGUUCCUAAAGGAACCUGAAGGAUGGCGUCUCCACUCUUCCUUGCUGUCUAAAGAGUUGGUAUAGUAAUGUUUUUUUCUCUACUAAAAUAGUUUCUAUUCAUUACAUUAAAUGGCGUCUAUCGCAUGGAUUCAAAUAUGAGACCCAUCAACGGCGCAACAAUCCACUAACCAUUUGAUAUCUCAACAGACAUGUAUAAUAAUGUUACAGAAGUUGUAUUAGAUAAAUUAAUAUUCUUUUUUUAAUUGGUACCAAGGUUUUUUGAACA
Molecule: messenger RNA, 2281 nt
Organism: Musa acuminata AAA Group (dessert banana)
Lineage: Eukaryota; Viridiplantae; Streptophyta; Magnoliopsida; Zingiberales; Musaceae
Product: mRNA export factor GLE1
Exons: 16
Coding region: 112-2079 (655 amino acids)
Biological process (GO): poly(A)+ mRNA export from nucleus
Cellular component (GO): cytoplasm; nuclear pore cytoplasmic filaments; nuclear pore
Molecular function (GO): translation initiation factor binding; phospholipid binding; inositol hexakisphosphate binding
Source: RefSeq, a predicted model, not a curated record